Molecule: messenger RNA, 4442 nt
Organism: Crotalus tigris (Tiger rattlesnake)
Lineage: Eukaryota; Metazoa; Chordata; Lepidosauria; Squamata; Viperidae
Gene: F13A1
Product: coagulation factor XIII A chain
Exons: 15
Coding region: 299-2506 (735 amino acids)
Biological process (GO): blood coagulation, fibrin clot formation; peptide cross-linking
Molecular function (GO): protein-glutamine gamma-glutamyltransferase activity
Source: RefSeq, a predicted model, not a curated record
UUUUAUGAGCAGGCUAUAAUAAAUUGUUGAAAGCAUUUUCAGGAAGCCUCAAUAUACAUACCAUAAUUGACCCAGGAAUUGUGAAAUCCAAUGAGUUUCAUGUACAUAUUUUUCUGCUAGUUUGUAUAAGACCAAAGAGAUAGCAUGCUUAGUUGUUGUUUUUUUUAAAGUUGCAUGUUUUUUUUUUUUUAAAUUAAAUCCCUGAGUGUUCUGGAUAUUACUAGAAAAUUGACAAGGUUCUUUUCUCAGCUUUUUUUUUGGUCAUAUAUCACUGGGAGGCAUCAGUAAGAUAGCUACAAUGUCAGAACCAACGGCCACUGAGAAUAAGAAACCUCCUGCUGGUUUGAGUGGGCGAAGAGCUGUCCCACCCAAUGUUUCCAAUGCAGAAGAAGAUGAAGUACCGGAAGUAGAGACAAUUGGUGUGACGCCAAGGACAUUUAAUAGACAAGAUAUUCUGGAAGUCCAAGCAGUCCAUGUAUUCAGCCGUGAAUAUGAAAUUAAUAAGAAGGAGCAUCACACAGACAAAUAUUACAACUUAAAACUGAUUGUGCGCAGAGGACAGUCUUACCAUAUACAGAUUACAUUCAAUCGUGCAUACAAUCCAGAGAAGGACCAAUUCUGGAUUGAAUAUCUUAUAGGGCGAUACCCACAACAAAACAAAGGCACUUACAUCCGUGUUCCUUUGGUUCAGGAGCUGAAAAGUGGGAAAUGGGGUGCUAAGAUCACCCACAGUGCCAACACUUCUGUGGCCUUGAAUAUUAUGCCAGCUGCAGACUGCAUUGUGGGAAAAUUCCGCAUGUAUGUUGCAGUGCUGACUCCAAUGGGCAUUCUCAGAACAAGACGAAACCCAGACACUGAUACUUACAUAUUGUUUAAUCCCUGGUGUAAAGAGGAUGCAGUGUAUAUGGAUGAAGAAGAAGAAAGGGAAGAGUAUGUCCUGAAUGACCUUGGGGUUAUUUUCUAUGGGGACCCUGACAAUAUAAGAUCGAGGAGCUGGAACUAUGGUCAGUUUGAAGAAGAUAUUUUGGAUGCUUGCCUAUACUUGAUGGACAGAGCUCAACUGGACCUUUCUGGACGAGGGAAUCCUAUCAAAGUCAGCCGAGUUGGCUCUGCUAUGAUCAAUGCUCAAGAUGAUAAAGGUGUAGUUUAUGGAUCUUGGGACAACCUUUAUGAAUAUGGAGUGCCACCAUCUUCCUGGACAGGAAGUGUAGACAUUCUAUUGGAGUAUUAUAGUACUAAGGAGCCAGUGCGAUAUGGGCAGUGCUGGGUCUUUGCUGGCGUUUUCAACACUUUUUUGAGAACUCUAGGAAUUCCUGGACGAGUCAUCACUAACUAUUCUUCAGCUCAUGAUAAUGAUGCCAACUUACAGAUGGAUGUGUUUGUGGAUGAAUAUGGAAAGGUGGACUCCAAACUCACAAGAGAUUCAAUCUGGAACUAUCAUUGCUGGAAUGAAGCUUGGAUGUCCCGACCUGACCUUCCUGUUGGUUUUGGUGGCUGGCAAGCUGUAGAUAGUACUCCUCAAGAAAACAGUGAUGGCAUGUAUCGUUGCGGUCCAGCUUCUGUUCAAGCCAUCAAGCAUGGACAUGUCUAUUUCCAGUUUGAUGCACCUUUUGUUUUUGCAGAGGUGAACAGUGAUGUUAUAUAUUCAAAAGCAAUGAAGAAUGGAUCUAAAGUGAUUCAACAUAUUGACAAAACCCAGAUUGGAGCAUUAAUUUUGACUAAAGAAGUGGGUUCAAAUAAAAUGAAGGACAUCACUGAGCGUUACAAAUUUCCAGAAGGCACAGAAGAAGAAAGACUGGCCCUGGAGACUGCCCUAAUGUAUGGUGUUAAAAAAUCUGUAACCGAGGAUAUCUCAUCCAAUACGGAGGUUGAUAUGGAUGUUGUGAUAGAAGAUUCAGUUCUUGGCAGUGAUUUCAAUGUCAUAAUUACUUUCCAAAACAAAACAUCAAGACGCUACACUGCAACAGCUUAUAUUUCUGGCAAUGUUGUAUUUUAUACUGGAGUCCCAAAGACUGAAUUCAAGAAUGACAGCUUUGAUUUGACCCUGGAACCCAUGAAAGGUGAAGUUCUUGUGGUGUCCAUUGAGUCAAGUGACUACAUGAGCGAGUUGGUCGAACAAGCUUCCCUGCAUUUUUUCAUCACAGCCCAUGUCAAAGAACUAAAAAAGACCCUGGCCCAGCAGAAGACCGUUUCGUUGGAAAUCCCUCAAUUGCUCCUCAAGGUUCCUGGAGAGAAAGUUGUUGGUAAGAACAUGACAGUAAUAGUGGAGUUCCCCAACCCAUUGAAGCAAAAUCUCACCAAUGUCUGGGUCCGACUUGAUGGCCCUGGUGUGCUAAAACCAGUCUCAAAAUUAUUCAGAGAGAUUCCAAAGAAUUCAACCUUGAUCUGGGAAGAUAAAUAUGUUCCAAAGCAGCAUGGCUUACGAAAGUUGAUUUCAAGCUUGAAUUGUGAUGCCUUACGACAUGUCUAUGGCGAGCUGGACAUCAAUAUUCAGAGUGCUGAGUAAAGAUCUUUCUUGCUUUCCUUUUCUGUUCAAUGAUUUCCACAUUUCAUUACAGGAAAGUAUAAGAAAGAAUUGUAUUUUCAAAUGCCUUAAUCCAAAAGUUGCCAAACAUACAUUCUGCACAUAUGCUUACUAUUUUUUUUUCAGUUUAUUUUCAGAGGUUUUUUUCCCUUCAAAACGAUGAAAGAUCAAGUUCAUCUAAACAUAUACACACAUAUGCAAAUAUCCACACAUUCAUUUGUAUUUUGCCUUUCCUCAAAGUUAAUUACACGAGGUACAUAAUCCCCACUUUUGUCACAAACAACACUGUAAAAUCUGUUAAACUAAGGGAUUGUGAUUGGACACUAAGCCUUGCACUCGUGAGAUUUGGAUUGAGAAUAAGAUAGAUGGCCCAGAAGCAAUUUUAAGAAGCAAGUCUCCUACUUCCUGAUACAACACUCUUUAUACCACCAUACCAAAUUACACACCAACCUUACAAGUUUACUUACACUGAUUUUCUUUGCCCAUAAACUUCUUUGCUGAGGUUUAGCACUGGACUGAUUCUUCUUUCAUCCCAAACUAACAUAAGCAUCACUAAAAGAGAAUAACUGAGCACCAAUAAAAACAGAAUUAUUUCAAACAGAACAUUACUCAAUAUGAAUUAGUUCAAGUGAUAAUGUUCCCAGCUAAUAAUAAGAAUGUAUGAUGUUGCAUAUUAAAAUCAGGUCAAUUUUAAAAUAUUUCGGCUUCUGGCGCCUGCUGAAUGUUAGUAUUAAUUAAAAUUCGAUAUUCCAUGGAUAUUUUUAAAGAUAAAAAAAUCAGGACAAUAAAAUGUUCUCUUUGUUGUCUUUAUUCCCAACAAGCUUAGAUGUAUGCAAGUAAGAGUUGGACUCUGAAAACAUAGGUUGAAUUUUUAUCUUCCCCCCCCCCACCCCACACACAGCUUUCAUGAUAAUUAGACUCUUACCAGCAGUUUGGGCACUGUUGAGGUUCCGAUGUGUAAAAGUCUCCUUGAUUUUAAUGGGGAAGAGUUAAAGAAGUCAUGAGAUUUACUUUAGCACUUCUGUUAGCACGUCAUAUAUCCAGAGGGCAUCUCUGAGAAUAGAAGCACAGAUGUAAAGUGAAGUGGGUGAAAUCAAAAUCUGCAAAAGCUCUAUGCCCCUUUUGAAUGGACAUGCAGCCUCAAACAGACUGGAUUUUGAACCUACUGCUUAGAUACAUUCCUUUAAGUGGAUUACCAUCAAUUUCAGUUACAAAUAUUAAUAUGAUUGGUCUAUCAGGGUAACCAAAAUAUUCUGACUUAGGUGAUAUCUAAUUGUGGCUCACUGUUGCCCUUAAAUGAAUACAGAUUGUGAGCUGGGUUUGCUAGAAUAUCAGCAGAGGCAUCUAGGGUGAUAUAUAAGAUAAUAUAUAAAAAAAAACUCACUCCACCUUUAAAGAUUAUCCUAACUGUCGUUGCAUGGCUCAGUGCCGACUUCACGUCUCUGUUUUGGUAGAGAGAGUGUAAGGGGUUAAAUCCAACCCUGGGACACUGAUCCACAAGCUGCAUUCCUUCCUGCGUUCCAGGAUUAGCAUAGCCAUGCUAUAUUAUUAAACAAAUUAAGAAAUCUGUUCUAGAUUUUUUUUAUAUCACAGAAAUUUACUUUCUUGAAACUUACAAGGUGGCACUACCUAGCCAGCUCUGUUCUCAAAGAGCUAAGCAAAACCAUGGUUACUCUUUGGAUGGAAAGCUAUCAGAACAACUCAGAAGAUGACAAUACAAAAUAAAUUACAGUGUACUGUUACCAACACUGUAAAGAGGGCAGGCAUGGAAGUCUAUACGAGACUUAUGUCUUUAUGUGAUUUAUGACCACAAUUGAGCCCAACAUUUUUAUUGCUAAGUGAGACAUUUGUUAAGUGAGUUUUGCCCUAUUUACGACCUUUCUUGCCACAGUUGUUUAGUGAAUUACUGCAGUUGUUA